This is a messenger RNA of Manihot esculenta (cassava), 1488 nucleotides long. RefSeq names its product ACD11 homolog protein. The transcript has 4 exons. Lineage: Eukaryota; Viridiplantae; Streptophyta; Magnoliopsida; Malpighiales; Euphorbiaceae. Bases 461 to 1201 code for a protein of 246 amino acids. The record is from RefSeq and is a predicted model, not a curated record. Gene Ontology annotation, cellular component: membrane; cytoplasm; cytosol. Gene Ontology annotation, molecular function: ceramide 1-phosphate transfer activity; ceramide 1-phosphate binding. Gene Ontology annotation, biological process: intermembrane lipid transfer; ceramide transport.
GUGGCGUCCAGUUAUUUGGGAUGCUAUCGUAAAUCUGUGGGCCUGGAGCAACCCUUGGGCUAACUCCAACCCAUAAUUGGCAGAUGAGAGAAUGUAUUUGAUAUUUACCAAAUGAACCCUCAGAGGAGCGCGAAAGUAGCAGGAAAAUCUCCAUUGAAGAAUUUUCAGCUGAUAUGUGUGUAACUACGUAACUAUGAGCCACCUGCAGAACAGAAGAAUCAAGAAUGUGCUGCUUUCGUUAGGCAGACCGCAAUUCUAGCGAAAUUAUUUAUUUUUAUUCCUUUCCAAAGAUAAAAUUGAAAACACGAACGCUCAUAUUAUGGAAAAAGAAGCAACCAGGAAACCCCAACCAGAUCAGACCCUUUAUACUCAUGUUUCCAUUCAAUUUUCAAAUUCCAAUUCCUUUUUGCCUUUUCAAUUUUCAUUCAGAUCGACGAUUCCAUAUUAUCAGACUUAAAUCAUGAAGAGAUAUUUGUUUAGAUCUAGCUCAGCCCAAUCCCUGCAAGAACAACCACAUCGACCGUCACCAGAACUCUUUGUUCAAGAUUCCGCCAUGACAACAACUUCGCAUGCUGAACCAAACGUCAGAGAACAAAAGCCGCUGUCGCCGGUUGUAGAGGCAUUUGAAGACUUAGCUAACCAUCUACAACGUAUUGAUAUUGAUGGAGGAGAGCUUCGAUUGGAUACGUUCUGUGAUUCGUGUUCUCUGGUUUCUAUUCUCUUCAGCUGCCUGGGUCUUGCUUUCAAAUUCGCCGAGUCUGAGUAUGUCUCAAAGGUGGGCAGUCUUUUGGAAGCAUCAAAGAGGCAUAAAACUUUACAAAAUAUACUUGAUUUGGAUGUUGCAAAUGGCACAGUGAGGACAGCUGGCAGUCAUUCGCGUAAUUUACGUAGAGUCAGGCAGGGUCUUGAUCUCAUCAGAGCUUUAUUUGAGCAGUUUUUGGCAACCGAUGAUUACUCUUUAAGGGACGCAGCUACAACAGCUUAUGCACAAACUUGUGCACCAUAUCACACAUGGGCGAUAAGGACAGCCGUUUAUGCCGGAAUGUACGCUCUUCCUUCAAGAGACCAGCUUUUGCUGAACCUCUGUGAAACUGAUCAGUCUGCAGAAAAGAAAAUGAGAAGGUACAUCAAUGCCUCACUCCCAGUUAUACAGUACAUUGAUAAGCUUUACGUUUCCAGGAAUAUCAGCUUGGAUUGGUGACUCGUACCUGUGCGAAGUUGUCCAAUGCAUUGAUUUGUUAUAAUUGAACAGCAGCUGCAUUUCUUAUAGCAGCAACUUGUAAUAGCCUGUAGUUCUAUAACAUUAGCUUCUUCUUUUCCUGUUGUCACACAUUCCGAGAGAGAUCACCUGCCAUUGAUUACGUUAAUUGGAUUUCACUCAAUUGUCGCAUCACUAAUCAAUUAAUGCAAUCCUUCUUCUGUAAACAAAAAAAAAAUGGUGAUGGUAAAAUUCUCUCCAAAAAAGAAAUAAGCAAGUUAUUGUAAGCU